Aspergillus ibericus CBS 121593 is the source of this 3585-nucleotide messenger RNA. RefSeq lists its product as uncharacterized. The transcript has a single exon. The coding region runs from base 181 to 3159 and encodes 992 amino acids. NCBI's taxonomy places the organism in Eukaryota, Fungi, Ascomycota, Eurotiomycetes, Eurotiales, Aspergillaceae. The record is from RefSeq and is a predicted model, not a curated record. Gene Ontology annotation, molecular function: S-adenosylmethionine-dependent methyltransferase activity.
GCCAUCAUUCAUUCUGUGAUAACUCUGGUAUUGGCAACCCGUUGAUCGGUGUCGACGCCGUCCAGAUACUUAGCCGCUUGUCAGACUCUUGCUGUUUGUUUUGACUUUGUUUUUGCAUUCACCUUUGCAUUCCAUAUCGUAAUUAAGGGGAAAGAACAUUGUCGGCCACAUUUGGACAUCAUGACGGACGUGUACCGUCCUGCACCCCCCAGAUGUCCGCCCCUACGGCAGGUGCGGGGGACGAGGCUUGAUACAAUCGAGGAGGACGCGCGCGAGGCACAGUACUCGGAAAUCACGCAGCCUGCUGCACCGAGCACGAAGCAGACGAUACCACCGCCCCCGCAGCAACCUCCGCAACAACCCCCACAGUUGAAGCUCAAGACCAGCGGGCUUCCAUUGGUGUCGUCUAGGCUACAUCGAUUCUUCUCGCCGAUAUCUGCAGGGUCCCUGUCCUCGUGUUCAGAUACGGAAUGGCAGCGUCAGAUGCAGCCGUUCGAAGACCUGUAUGAUGCGACCGACGAGGAUUCGGACAUCAGUGACGAGUGUACGUCCUUUGCCAGUACUCGGCCGACAAGCUUGAUGACGCCGACGACACGAAACUCAAUGGUUUCUCCCAUCUCACGCAGUCGUUAUCCGAGUCUCACCAUCCCAUCAUCCACGCAGUGGCCGUCACUACAUGGUGCCCCCAAGAGCUCUCCGAUCCCGCCAACUCCACCGCCAAAGAUCCCAGUCUCUCCAAGCGCUCUGUUGAUGCUGACCCACUCGGUGCCGGCAGUGCAUGCUCCUCCGUCCUUGGACGGCAGUGUGUCUUCUGACCAGGUGUCGAACAUCAGUGCUCCGGCCACUCCAGACCUGCAGUCCCUGCCGGAUAAUGACUGGACGGUACCAGACGUCCAAGUUCGACAUGACCUGGAGGAUGCACAAGAUGACGAGCUCUCGAACUUGGAUGCAGACGCGGAUGUCCAAAGCAUUCAGAUCGCCAUUGAAAGCGCCAAUGAGGACUGGCGGCAGGUCCUGGGCAGGUUCCCACGGAUCCCUGGCCAAUCCACCCCACCAUCUCUUGACCUAGAUGCCGAGCCCUUGCGGGGAGAUACACCAUCGGAUCGAGGCGUCUCCCUUCCUGCAGAUGCCUUGGAGAUGCUGCGACAUAUCUCGUUCGAUGGAACACCGGACCCGUGGUCCGAGACUUCGGAGCGGAACGAAGAGAUGUGGCAGCUGCAUAUGCCCCCGGAACGUCCACGUAGUGCCGAUGACGCCACCCCAGCAUCGGAACUCUCCGGGUAUAGUUUCAGCCAGCUGAGCAUACCCUCACCGGGUGGCUUUUUCGCUUCAUUAGGCCCAAGAGCUCGUCACACCUGGUCUAUUCCCCAUGGCACCAAGCCGCCUUCUUCUGCAAUUGCUGAAAGCUUUUACAAGCUGCCGUUUGCCCGCGCCGAAGGGGAGAUUGUCGAGCAGGUCAUCGACUAUCCCGACCGGACGGCAGAGGAGCAGCUGACGGCGGUAUACGACCCUAUUGGGCCGCCGACCGCCAUCCGGAUUCCUGCAGAAAGCGUACCCGAAUGUUCAGAAGAAGAGGAUGAUCAAGAGUGUUCCGAAGUUGACUGUAUGGAAGAAUCUCCGGCGCCAAUUGGUCUGGACGAUCCGUUCGAGCGAGACGAAGACUAUGAGAGCGAACUCAGACAGAAGGCAAUGUCGGGUCUGGAUCGAACCAGCGACUGGCUGUCCGCCCAGGCUUCUUACCUUGCAGCUCUUCACGAGACCAAUCCCGUGAACCUGCUGGAUGGUGAUGCUCACAGCGUCGAAUCUGCAAGCAAGGCCGAUCAACAGCCUCAACCAGGCCGUAAACGGUCAAUUCCAUUUUCCGGGAUCGUUCCUGAGGCACCGAGCUCUCAGCCUUCGGAUCUGGCGAGUAAGGAUUCCAUCUAUUGGCGAGGGUUUCAGGCUGUUCAGCAACAGUCCAGCAACCGGGACACCUUUGUGCAUCGGAACACACGAUUCGAUGCCAUCCAAUCUACCCGUCUCGGCCUGACUGACACGCACAUCAACCGCCUGCGGGGCAACUACGAAAUUGCUCGCCCUGAACGACCGGCUUAUAAAGGCCCCUUCUCAUUGGCGCCUCGCAAAUCAACCAUGGGCCCGGCUCUGGCUGAGAAAGCUCAGUUCUCUUUGGUCGAGAAGGAGCAGGCUGUGCUGUCCCAGAUCCGUCAACCCAUGUGGGCCAUGGAUGCUCUCCGGUAUGUCAACGGCGGUAGCCUGAUUGUGGGCCCUGCUCGCAGGCGACUGGCCAGCACAUCUAUGGUAAACCCGCGAAAGGCGACCCGUCAGUUGCGGAUCCUGGAUCUCGGUGGGCACGCCUCGUGCGAAUGGGCCUGGCAACUUGCCUACGAGUAUCCUCAUGUCAAGGUCUAUACGGUCUUUACUGAGCAUCAAGCGGUCAACCCCGGCAUCAAAGGGCCUCCAAAUCACCGUCACAUUUCGGUGUCGCAGCUGUGGAAGCUACCGUUCCCUGAUAAUAAGUUUGAUGUCAUCUCGGCCCGCUCUCUCCCUGCGUUGCUGAAGAAGGACCGUCCCUCCGGCGAGACCCAAGAUCAGUAUGACCUCUGCUUGAAAGAGUGUCGGCGCUGUCUCAAGCCUGGCGGCUACCUGGAGUUCUUUGUGAUGGAUGCAGAAAUAACGCGGGCAGGCCCGCAAGCGUCUGCCACGUCGGCAGAAUUUGCAUCCAAUCUCCGAGCUCGGGGCUACGAUCCGACUCCCACCAAGGGCUUCCUCAGUCGCUUGCAACAGAACUUUGUGGACGUCAAACGUGCCUGGAUGUUCUUGCCCAUGGGCACCGAGCCGGUCAAGUCUGAACCGCUUAGGGAGACACCGGAUCCCAGGGUGAAGAGCCUGACUGACGACUACGAAGCAGUCCACGGCCCAGUGGGAAGCACGGCCGAUAUCGCCAGCGUCACAGGAGUGCUUGGGGGCUGGCUCUGGGAGCAAUGGCUCGUGAAGCUACAGAUAGAGAUGGGACUGGACCAACAAGACCUGCUGGCAGGCAUCGGAGGUGUGUUUGAUGAGGGACGCAAGAACGGUGCAGGCUGGACCUGCUUGUCGGGGUGGGCGAUGAAGCCCAGGCUGAAGAAGAAGCGUCACGGACGGAAGAGUAGUAAAGGCUGAGCCUCACUUCUAUUCUUACGUUGAGUUUCCUUCUCGGGUGGACAAGCAUAUGAUACCCACGUUGCCCUGGUGGCACGCAUAAUGUAAUAGCCGGCGUCUGUUUUCUUAUCGCUCUCUAUACCCCUUUCUUACGUGAAACGAGUGACGAUGGUGGAGAUGGACAAUGACACUCUCUUCAGUGCAGAAUAUACUAUGUUACUCUAUUGGCGUGCAGCAAACCGGGUAGAAUUGGCUUCUUUGAUCGUAACUUGUGUCAGAACAGCUGACAAUUUGCCAGUUCCUACGGUAGACCAUAAAAGUAUAUACUGUAGACUGAGUUGUGAUAGUGUGUGGAGAGAAGCCCACCUCACCUUACCUUACGCAAAUCUCACUCACCUUGCACCUAUUGAAUUUGAGUAGAUCAUCAUAAAGCCGAGUCACUUGAAG